ACCACCCCAUAUUAGAUUAGUAACUCCGUACUUGGUUAAAAAAAAAAGGAAGAUAAACAAAGUAGUAAAGUACAAGAAAUAGAGAUAAAGGUAAGAAACCCCAUGUUAAGGAUGCCAAAUAAAAUGAGUCAAGAAAAAUAGCGACAAUCAGAACACAUCCAUUUCUUCUAACAUCUAAUCUGUAAAUCUCCCCCCUCCCCUAAAAAACACAACCACCCACCUCCCCUUCUUCGUCCCCACCCAGCCUUUUCCUCUUCCUCCUCUUUCUGUAUGGCUGCUUCUUCUUCUUUCUUUCCUGACCCUAAUAUCCUCCUUCCUCCUUUUCUUUAUUCUUCUCCUUCCCCUUCUCCUUAUUAUGACAACAACAUCAACAACAACAACAACAACACCAUCAUCAACAACAACAAUUACAUUAACAGUCAUCCUUCAUUUUCAAACUACUCCCCUUUUCUCUCUCCUCCUCUUCCUCCUCUAAUGUCUAAUAAUAUUCCCCAAUCUACUCCUCCCACUCCUCCUGAAUCUUCCAAAAUGGUCCGCAAAAGAACCGCUUCCGAAAUGGAACGCGCUUCCAAUGUUUCUAAUCAUGACACUAUUGAUCAUCGUUUGGUUUCGCGACAACAACCGCACCAGCAAUUUACGUCUGUUAACGACCCUGGUGUGUUUAACCUAGCCGAGGGGUCGUUGAUGGACCGUGGGAGUGGCGGGGUUGAACAGCAGCCUCUUGUUUGUGGGUUUUCUGGGUUGCCGUUGUUUCCGCCUGUGGUGGACCGGUCUAAUGAUAACAGGAAUACUAGUAUGAGUAUGACUACUUUUUCGGGUUCGGGUUCGGGUUCAGGUUUGGUUUCGAGCUCGGUUGUUGGUGGUACUUCGAUAGAGGAUCCAGGGUGGGUUGAUGGUAUAAUCAAGGAUUUGAUUCAGAGUUCUAAUUCCAUCUCUAUCCCUCAGUUAAUUCAGAAUGUUAGGGAGAUUAUCUACCCUUGUAACCCUAACCUUGGUGCUGUUAUUGAGUUUAGGCUACGCUCUUUGGCGGACCCACUCAUUGCGCCACCGCUUCAACCACCCCAACAACCCCCACCUCCGCCGCAUCCUCAUGCCAUUUCUCAUUAUCAUAAGCAACAGAAUCACCAACAAGCUGGUUUUUCGAGGGUUAAUAAUAACAAUAAUAAUAUUAAUACUAGUAGUUCAAGUCAACCUGGUUUGCAAAAUAAGGCUUAUUAUAACUUGAGUGACAUUGAAUAUUUUUCCGCUCUUGGUGCUCCUGAGUGUAGUGCAAACAUCAGUUGGGGAGGUGAUCAAACUGCGCCUCCCCAAUCGCUUCCCAGAGCAUCACAACCGCCGCCGCCGCCUGUUAAUGAAGGUUGUGUGGGUAGUGGUAAUGACAGCAAUGCAAACUCGAUUCCAAUCCCGAAUCAAAACCCUCCCCAGUCUGAGAUGAUAUCCCACGCUGUGGAGGGGAACUCGAAUCAGAAUACCGAGAAUCCUAAUUCUCGGGAUUCUGAUCCGGUAGUGGGGUCAUCCAGGAAAGAGGAAUCCCCAUCAGCUACUGUAUCCCCACCAGCUCCCUCGCCUCCGCCACCGCCACCGCAACAAAUCACUGCUGUGGCAAAGGCGAGGGAAAGGGAGGAGUUUAGGCAACGACAGAGGGACGAAGAAGGGCUACACCUCCUCACACUCCUACUCCAGUGUGCCGAAGCUGUUUCCGCUGACAAAUAUGAAGACGCUAAUAAAAUGCUUGUAGAAAUCUCCGAAUGGGCCACCCCGUUCGGGACCGCCGCGCAGCGUGUGGCGGCCUACUUCUCCGAAGCCAUGUCGGCCCGCUUAGUCACCUCUUGCCUGGGCAUACACACUUCUUUACCUUCAAUCCCCCAUUACCAAAAACUAGUUUCAGCAUUCCAAGUAUUCAACGGUAUAAGCCCCUUUGUCAAAUUUUCACACUUCACGGCCAACCAAGCAAUCCAAGAGGCCUUCCAAAGAGAAGAGCGAGUUCACAUUAUUGAUCUCGAUAUCAUGCAGGGCCUACAAUGGCCCGGACUGUUCCACAUUUUAGCGUCUCGACCCGGUGGACCCCCCUUUGUUAGGCUUACUGGGCUUGGGACGUCAAUGGAAACCCUGGAAGCAACCGGGAAACGGUUAUCGGAUUUCGCCGAGAAACUGGGGUUGCCGUUUGAGUUUAUACCGGUGGCGGAGAAGGUUGGGAAUUUGGACUUGGAAAGAUUGCAUGUGAGUAAAAGAGAAGCUGUUGCUGUCCAUUGGUUGCAGCAUUCUUUGUAUGAUGUUACUGGGUCUGAUACCAACACUCUUUGGCUCUUGCAAAGAUUGGCACCAAAGGUUGUAACAGUGGUAGAGCAAGAUCUAAGCCGAACAGGUUCAUUCCUAGGGAGAUUUGUUGAGGCAAUCCACUACUACUCAGCCUUAUUUGAUUCCUUAGGGGCAAGCUAUGGGGAGGAUAGUGAGGAGAGGCACGUGGUGGAGCAGCAACUCCUUUCAAGGGAGAUACGAAAUGUCCUAGCCGUGGGUGGGCCCUCUAGGAGCGGAGAGCCAAAGUUUGCGAGUUGGAGAGAAAAAAUGCAACAGUCCGGUUUCAGAGGGAUCUCCUUAGCAGGUAAUGCAGCUGCUCAAGCUACCUUGCUUCUCGGUAUGUUCCCUUCUGAUGGAUACACUUUGGUAGAAGACAAUGGUACACUUAAGCUCGGGUGGAAGGACCUUUGUUUACUUACUGCUUCUGCGUGGAGGCCUUCUCAUGCUCAUACAAUGAGCACCGUUUGCACAAGGAGCCAGUAGUUGGGCACGCGGCUUCACAUGUGGUGUAAUGUGUGAUGGGGUUUAGAGGGAUUUUUCUUGUAACAUACACAUGUAAUGGGUUUAGGACUCGAAGAUGGCGAGAGCAUACUUAUAGUUUUUUUUUUCUCCCCUGGUCACUUCGCUAGCUAGUUUCCUAUUGCAAAAAUGGACUUUAAAGAGCUUUAUAUGUUUAAUUUACAUGAGUUACAUCAAAUGUAUGAUGCUUUUUGACGUUAAACUUCCGCUUCAUCGUCCCUUCCAUUAUCUAUUUGGGCUAUUUCAAUUUUCUUCUUCAAAA
This is a messenger RNA of Spinacia oleracea (spinach), 3079 nucleotides long. RefSeq names its product protein SCARECROW 1. The coding region runs from base 271 to 2781 and encodes 836 amino acids. The transcript is spliced from 2 exons. Lineage: Eukaryota; Viridiplantae; Streptophyta; Magnoliopsida; Caryophyllales; Amaranthaceae. The record is from RefSeq and is a predicted model, not a curated record.